AUGGUCAACGACCGGUGGAAGACCAUGGGCGGCGCUUCCCAACUUGAGGACGGACCGCGCGAGAAGCCGCAGGUGAGGAAACAGAGGCUCAGAGAGCGGCCAAGCUGCAGCUAUGUGCUGUGUACAGUGCUGCUCUCGCUGGCAGUGUUACUGGCUGUGGCUGUCACCGGCGCCGUGCUCUUCCUGAACCAUGCCCACACGCCGGGCACCGCCCCCCCACCCAUUGUCAGCACGGGACCAGCUGGGCCCAACAGCGCCCUGGUCACAGUGGAGAAGGCUGACAGCUCGCGCCUCAGCAUCCUCAUUGAUCCACGAUGCCCUGACCUCUCUGAUGGCUUCACCCGCCUGGAGGGGGCCCAGGCCUCGAUGCUACAAGCACUGACCGAGUACCAGGCUAGGCCCCGGCUGGCAGGUGAACAGGAGCGGGCACUUCUGGACACACUGGCUGACCAGUUGCCCCGGCUGCUGACCCGGGCCUCGGAGCUGCAAGCAGAGUGUGUGGGGCUACGGAAGGGUCACAGUACGCUGGGCCAGGGACUCAACACCCUGCAGAGCGAGCAGGGCCGCCUCAUUCAGCUUCUUUCUGAGAGUCAGGGCCACAUGGCUCACCUGGUCAACUCUGUCAGCGAAGUUCUGGAUGCUCUGGAUGCCCUGCAGAGGGAGCGGGGGCUGGGCCGAGCCCGAGCCAAGGCCGAUCUUCAGAGAGUACCAGUCAAGGGAGCCCGGCCCCGGGGCUGUGCCAGCGGCUCUCGGCCCCGUGACUGUCUGGACGUGCUCCAGAGUGGACAGCAGGAAGACGGCAUCUACUCAGUCUUUCCCAUCCACUACCCUGCGGGCUUCCAAGUCUACUGCGACAUGAGCACUCACGGGGGCGGCUGGACGGUAUUUCAGCGCCGGGAGGAUGGCUCGGUGAACUUCUUCCGUGGCUGGGAGGCAUACCGGGACGGCUUUGGCAAGCUCACGGGGGAGCACUGGUUAGGGCUCAAAAGGAUCCAUGCCCUGACCACACAGGCUGCUUAUGAGCUGCACGUGGACCUGCAGGACUUUGACAACAGCACGGCCUAUGCCCACUAUGGGAGCUUUGGCGUGGGCUUGUUCUCUGUGGACCCUGAGGAAGAUGGGUACCCACUAACUGUGGCUGAAUACUCGGGUACUGCAGGUGACUCCCUCUUGAAGCACAGCGGCAUGAGGUUUACCACCAAGGACCGAGACAGUGACCACUCAGAGAACAACUGCGCUGCCUUCUACCGUGGCGCCUGGUGGUACCGCAAUUGCCACACAUCCAACCUCAAUGGGCAGUACCUGCGUGGCGCUCACGCCUCCUACGCUGAUGGUAUCGAGUGGUCUUCCUGGACCGGCUGGCAAUAUUCGCUCAAGUUCUCCGAAAUGAAGAUCCGGCCGGUCCGGGAGGACAGCUAG
Molecule: messenger RNA, 1419 nt
Organism: Chrysochloris asiatica (Cape golden mole)
Lineage: Eukaryota; Metazoa; Chordata; Mammalia; Afrosoricida; Chrysochloridae
Gene: FIBCD1
Product: fibrinogen C domain containing 1
Exons: 8
Coding region: 1-1419 (472 amino acids)
Source: RefSeq, a predicted model, not a curated record